This is a messenger RNA of Thamnophis elegans (Western terrestrial garter snake), 1886 nucleotides long. It is a transcript of the gene OTUD3, whose product is annotated as OTU deubiquitinase 3. The transcript has 8 exons. Gene Ontology annotation, biological process: protein deubiquitination. Gene Ontology annotation, molecular function: cysteine-type deubiquitinase activity. Lineage: Eukaryota; Metazoa; Chordata; Lepidosauria; Squamata; Natricidae. Bases 66 to 1220 code for a protein of 384 amino acids. The record is from RefSeq and is a predicted model, not a curated record.
GUCCGUCGCAAGGUGGCGCAGGCGCAGUGACGAAGGCCGCGCCGACGGUAGUAGCGGCGGCGGCGAUGUCCCGCAAGCAGGCGGCACGGGCGAGGCCCGGGAAGGCGGAGGUGGAGCGGAAGCGGGACGAGCGAGCGGCCCGCAGAGCGGUGGCCCGCGAGAGGCGCAACCGAGCCCAGGGCGAAGGCGAACACGACGGCGGCGGCGGCGGCCUCAACGAACAGCUGCGAGCUCUCGGACUGCGCCUGCGCGAAGUGCCGGGCGACGGGAACUGCCUGUUCAGGGCCCUCGGGGACCAGCUGGAGGGCCACUCCCGGAACCACCUCAAGCACCGGCAGGACACGGUGGCCUACAUGAUCCAACAGCGGUCGGACUUUGAGCCCUUCGUGGAGGACGACGUCCCUUUCGAGAAGCACAUUGCCAAUUUGUCCCAGCCGGGCACGUUUGCUGGCAAUGACGCCAUCGUAGCCUUUGCGAGGAACAACCAAGUGAAUAUCGUCAUUCACCAGCAAAAUGCCCCCCUCUGGCAGAUCCACGGGACGGACAAGAGCAACGCCCGAGAGCUGCACAUCGCGUACCGCUACGGCGAGCACUACGACAGCGUCCGAAAGGUCAACGAUAACUCGGCGGCUCCCGCUUGGCUGCAGACGGAGAUGCUGUGCCAAAAUGAAUCCCCAAACAAGGAGGCCCCCCAGGCGAAGGGGGAGAGGCAGCAGCCGAAAGAAGAAACGGGGGAGGAAAUGGAGGACGCUCUCCAGAAAGUCCACAACGCCACCGGAUGCUCAGACGUUGAUUUAAUUGCCCAAGUCCUGGAGGCCGAAGGCUACAGCAUUGAGUCCGCCAUCUUUGCCGUUUUCCAGAUGAAAGAGUUGGAAAAACUCCGCGCAGAGGAAGACCAGGCCAACAGGCCGAACCCGCAGCCCAGGCCGGCCCCUUGGGACGCGAAGGGAAGCCGAGGCAGGACUCUGGGCCCCCAGGAAGUGGAAAACAAUAAUAACCCUCGUGGGAAUCUGGUGGAAAGGAACCGCCCCACUCAGAAGGUCUCCCCCAAGCAGAAGAAGGAGCUUCAGCGGUUGGAGAAGAAGAAGCGCCAGGAGGACAGGCACCGGCAGAGAGUCCUGGCCGGCAAGGGCAGCCCCUCGGACAAUAACACGGCCACCAGGAGGGACCCCCAGGCGCAGGUCACUCUGGUCAAGACCUUUGCCACCCUCAGCAUCUGACUCGGCCGCGCUGGACGGCCUUCGCUUCUUCCAAAGAGACGGGGAAGCCCCAAGACACACAAACAACACCUCGGUGGGUGCCGAUUGGGACAGGGUGGCCGGGGGCUUCUUUGCCCAUUUGGGGGGUUCUUCCCCUGCUCAAACCCCCCCCUCACAUUCCUGGCAGGCUCCUUUCUUCCAUCAUCAUGGGAAGAAUCGCUGGCCAAAAGUUUUGCUCUCGUUUUUUCUUUCAUUGCCUUGGGGUUCAGCGCAAGAGGUUUAAGGGGGGCUGGUGAGGAGGGGGAGGGCAGAUCUCCCUUGGUGAGUGGAGGGAGGGGGGGUCCGGCUUCACAAGGGGGAAGGCUGUCUUGGCAGGGCAAUGCUGGGGCUUCCGAAAGCCAUUCGGGGGUAGAAGACAACAUUUGCAGGAGUUUCUCCCCCCCCCCCCCCCCCGAAAUAUCUGUUCCUCAGUUGGUUCAGGCGUCAGAUGUUGGGGGGGCGAAAGAGCUCAGAGAGAGAGGCGGGAGGGGAGGGGCUUUUACAUGCCCUGAACGCCCCCCCCCCUCCUCCAGUGGUCAGCUCUUCUGCAAAGCCCCCAAGAUCUCGCCUUUCGGUUCAAUUUGUAAUUUUAUCAAUGUUGAUGAAAUAGCCGUUUUCCCUUAAAAAAAAACCCCGUUUUUCUCCAAA